This is a messenger RNA of Paramecium primaurelia, 1614 nucleotides long. The record is from the annotation of a GenBank genome assembly. NCBI's taxonomy places the organism in Eukaryota, Ciliophora, Oligohymenophorea, Peniculida, Parameciidae.
AUGUCACUGUGUUUUAAGAUUAUUUUAUCAUGGGCAGUGUAAAAAAAAAUUAUGAUAAAUAUUUAGUCUAAAGAUACUUAGUCACCUAAAUAUAAAAUAUAUUUUAAACUCUCAACAAAGAUUUAUUGGGACUUGAAGAAGUAAAAAGAAGGAAUGAUUUUACAAUCCUUCGUUUUUCCUUACUAAAACAAAUUUAAGACUUUGUAUGCUGACCAGUUAGAUUUGCUUAGGUAAAAUGAAAUAUUAUGAUAGAUUUAAAGACCUAUUAGAUUUAAGAGUUACAUAUGAAGGAAUUGGAGAUAUUUAUAUACCCUUAUUACAAAUUGGAAAAGGCAGUUCAGCAAAAGUAAAUUAAUUUUGAAAUAUUUAGGUAUACAGUGCAUAAAAUGUUAUUAAUUCAAAAGUAUAUGCUAUCAAAGCUAUUGAGAAAUCAUUUUUAAAUUAAACUGAUAAAGGCUCAGGAUUAGUAAUCAUAUUCAUUUAAAAAUAAAUUAUAGGAAGCCUAUAAUAUGGAAGUAUCAAUCCUAAAAAUUUUAUCUUCUUACUCAUCCAACUUUCUUAUUUUAAAGGAAAUCUAUGAAGGAGAUCAUACCUAUUACUUAGUGACCGAGUAUUUGGAAGGACAAAGUUUAAGCGAAGAAAUAGAAAGAGCCAAGGUAUUUAAUGAUUUCUAAAGUAUAAGGGACUCUCUGAUAAACGAUUACCAAUAUAAAAUAUUAAAAUAAUAAUUGCAAAAUUAUUAUCAAGUGUGGCUUUAUUGCAUUCUCAUAAGGUAAUCUCUCUAUUAAAUAAUUUUAGAUUAUCCAUAGAGACUUAAAACCUGACAAUUUGAUGUUUGCAAAGAGGAAUGAUUAUUAUACUUUAGUCCUUGUAGACUUUGGAUUAGCUACAAUUGAAACUUUAGAUAAGUAUUCUAUCAUAUAAUAACAACCUAGAUAUUUAUUUCCUAAAUGUGGAACUCCAGGGUAUGUAGCUCCUGAAAUCUUAACUACUAAUGUUGGUAAUAAAUACACUACAAAGGUGGAUAUCUUUAGUUGUGGUUGUAUACUAUAUAAACUUUUGACUGGAAAGAGUAUAUUUAAUGGUAAAACAUUUGAUGAAGUUAUGAGAGCUAAUAAAAAAUGUGAGAUUGAUUUUAAUUUACCAAUUGAUCAAAAUUAUAUCACUGAAGAUUCAAUAGUAUUUAUUUAAUCAUAUUUUAAUGAGAAUUUACUAAAAUAAUUGUUAAAAAAAGAUCCAAAACUUAGAAUUAGUGCUAGAAAGGCUCUUUAACAUCCUUUUUUUGAUUAAAUAAGUGAGUAUAGCACUUAACUCUAAGCAUCACUUCUAUCAACAAUGAAAUAGAACAAUCUCAAUUUCUAAAUUUAAUGCGAAGAAAUAUUGUCAUAAUAUAAUUUAGAAGAAGAUAUUAUAAAUUCUGAAAUUUUGGAUUAAGAAUUAAAUUAGAUUUAAAUACCAAAAUUAAAGAAAUGUAAUUAAUUAAUUGAAUUAUAAUCACCAUAAAAAGCAAUGUUUCAAUUUUUUUAGAAGGAACCACUUUCAAUAAUAAGAAGUAGUAGAUUAGUUGAUUUGGCAAGUCCAAGAGGUGAUUUUAUGGAUGGAAUCCAAGAAUGA